AUAAAAAUGAAAGGAAAAAAACAAACAUAGAAGGCGUGAUUAGAUUUUUUUUAAGCGCCUUAAAAGUGCAUGAUUCCGAGCAGCUCUUGCAGGUUAUUCCCCAGUUUUGGGGGCUUCGAUCAGCUCCACGUUCCUGAAGCACAUCCACGGCUCCGCGGAGGCCGUCCCACGGUCCCGACUCGCACACCCACAGGACGAAACGAGCAGAAGAGGAAGUAGGAGUAGCCGCCCAGCGACUAUACAUGCGCGGCUCGGCUGCUGCAGGCUUUCUGCAGCUCUCGGCGGGCGACGAUGGGUCUGGAGGGAAGCGUAGGGUGGUGCGUGCGUUUCGGAUGGAAAGCGCGUCAUGUUGACAGGAAGGGGAAGUGGCCAGCUGUUUGAACUACCUGAUCUCUCACUAAAACCUGGUGGGGAGCACCCAUCUACCUCUCCUGCUGCCCGCCACCUGUUUCGAAGGGAUCCGAACGAAGCAAAACAAAACAAACAAAAAAAAGAAGUAGGGGGAAAGAAACAUGACACAAAACGGUGCUGGACCCGGCAGCGGUAGCACAAAAAAGGUAGAUGAGCUUAAAAUUGUGAUUGUGGGAGAUGGAGGCUGUGGGAAAACAUCUCUGCUGAUGGUUUAUGCCAAAGGUGAUUUUCCAGAGAAAUAUGCUCCAUCAGUGUUCGAAAAGUAUGUCACAACCAUCUCGCUCGGUGGGAAAGAGAUAAAACUCAACCUGUAUGACACAGCCGGACAAGAGGACUACGACAGACUGAGGCCACUUUCUUACCAAGAAGCUAAUCUGAUUUUAGUCUGCUUUGAUGUCACCAACCCCACCAGCUUCGAGAAUGUCAUGAUCAAGUGGUACCCGGAGGUGAAGCACUUCUGUCGAGACAAACCGCUGAUCCUGAUCGGCUGCAAAACUGACCUCAGGAAGGAUAAAGAGUGCGCUAGGAAGCUGAAGGCCAUAAAUCUGGAUCCCAUCACUUACAUACAGGGCGAGGAGAUCCGGCAGCAGAUGAACGCGGAGCUCUACCUCGAGUGCUCGGCCAAAUACCAGGAGAACGUGGAGGACGUUUUCAGGGAGGCGACAAAGCGAGCGCUGGCCUUCCACCGAAAGCAGAGGAACCACAAGAGGAAGAAGAAAUGUGUUGUUCUGUGAAGAUACGGACUUUCAGGAUCCCGCUCUCUCGCUGGCGAACGUUAAGAGGAUCACUCGCUGUGCUCGAUGCGUAUGGACACUGAGAUGCCAGAUAUACCAAACGCAGAUAUGAAAAAAAGAAACUGAAGAGACGAUCGGUCUCAUUUUUUUUUUUUUUUUGCCCUGCCAAGCCUGGUUAGUAAUCUGCAACAAAAGUGACGAUUGCCGCAACAGGAAGGGCAAUUUUGCAAGUUGCAAUGACAACUUCUCAUGUAGGAUACGAGAAACGUGUGUUAACAUUUUGUACUUUUUAAAAAGGACAAUGUUUUUUUGUUUAUAUACACACAGACAAGUAUUUUUUCCUUGACAUUAUUUUGCACUUCAAUACCAGCAAGUUGUUUUUAACUAUUUAUUAAUGAAAAUGAAGCAGAUCUUGAUCUGACGUUAGUUGAUAACAUCAUCCUAGAUAGAUGUUUGUCUUUGAUAUAUUGUGGUAGUGGAGCUUUAAGAGUAGCACUGGAUAAAUACCAGGAGAGCAAAAUAAACCAGCGGCAGGAUUCUUAACUUUACCAACAGCGCCCACCAGAGGCAGAAGACAUUAGCACAUUAAGUGGCAGUGCUACGGUUGCACCAAUAGUCAUUAUUCUCAUUGAAAUAAAUGCAAAUAUUUUCUGGAAGUUCCCAUGAAA
Molecule: messenger RNA, 1813 nt
Organism: Fundulus heteroclitus (mummichog)
Lineage: Eukaryota; Metazoa; Chordata; Actinopteri; Cyprinodontiformes; Fundulidae
Gene: rhof
Product: ras homolog family member F
Exons: 6
Coding region: 513-1145 (210 amino acids)
Biological process (GO): small GTPase-mediated signal transduction; cell migration
Molecular function (GO): GTP binding; GTPase activity
Source: RefSeq, a predicted model, not a curated record